Paramacrobiotus metropolitanus is the source of this 1227-nucleotide messenger RNA. RefSeq names its product ras-related protein Rab-11B-like. Bases 192 to 833 code for a protein of 213 amino acids. Gene Ontology annotation, biological process: exocytosis. The record is from RefSeq and is a predicted model, not a curated record. The transcript has 7 exons. Gene Ontology annotation, cellular component: recycling endosome. Gene Ontology annotation, molecular function: GTPase activity; GTP binding. Lineage: Eukaryota; Metazoa; Tardigrada; Eutardigrada; Parachela; Macrobiotidae.
UUGCAUCGUGGCCGAAGGUUUCUGGCUUCCACCUUCUUUUUCGUUGGUAUUUUUAUGCUUUUUCCGGAUUAUUUCAUCUGAAACUGAUGUGGAUCAUUUUUUGUUAACAGCAGACAAUUCUUCAUCAUAAAUCCUUCUGAUAUCUCCAUUAUAACACUCAGAACACGGCGUUUCCAUAAUCCGGCGCGAAGAUGGGAGGCAAGGAUGAUGAAUAUGAUUAUCUUUUCAAAGUGGUAUUAAUCGGGGAUUCCGGGGUGGGGAAGAGUAAUCUGUUAUCGCGGUUCACACGCAAUGAAUUCAACCUGGAGAGCAAGAGCACCAUUGGCGUGGAAUUCGCCACGCGCAGCAUCCAGGUCGACGGAAAGGUUAUUAAGGCGCAGAUCUGGGACACGGCGGGCCAGGAGCGAUACCGAGCCAUUACCAGCGCGUAUUACCGCGGUGCAGUCGGAGCAUUAUUAGUUUAUGAUAUUGCCAAGCACAUAACGUACGAAAACGUGGAACGAUGGCUCAAGGAACUACGGGAUCAUGCGGAUCAGAAUAUUGUCAUUAUGUUAGUGGGGAAUAAGAGUGAUUUGCGACACCUCCGUGCCGUACCGACCGAAGAAGCUAAGGCCUUCGCCGAGAGGCACCAGUUAUCCUUUAUUGAGACAUCAGCUUUGGAUUCGACUAACGUCGAAAAUGCCUUCCAAAAUAUUUUGACGGAAAUUUACAAGAUAGUUUCGGCCAAGGAGAUUCGUGAUAGUCCAACUGGUGGCGACCGCCCUCGCGAUGGAAAACCUAUUAUACCCAGCAUCCAACCAACGGAGCCCAAUCAAAACAAGAAAUGCUGCUAAAAGAUGAUUUUCCAUUGAUUGGACGACGACUGAUUUUCCUGGUGUCCUUGCAAACUGUUUUGAUACUUCAAGCUGACUGUUAGCAUGAACUGGGAAAAGAUGGUCCACGAAUGCGUGUUGUCUCAAUAUUUUUGCCCUUUUUUAAUACACUCCGACCAUACCAAUUUGGGCAAAUGCCUUUUCGUAACGACUGUUAAUUCCUUCUACCAGACAGGUAACAAUAUACGUUUUGCAAUUUAUUUGCACUGUUCAUAUCCAUACGUCUUUUACAUGUUUGCCAGUUAUCUGUUUUGUUUGAUGGUUCUGUCUAAUACUGCGCUGCACAUUCUGGAUUUGAUUUUUUUGCAAAGUUUUUUAGAAAAAAUGGUUUUAAUAAUUAAUAUGACCGCGAAUA